Messenger RNA from Manacus vitellinus (golden-collared manakin), 1391 nucleotides. RefSeq names its product phenazine biosynthesis like protein domain containing (gene PBLD). Gene Ontology annotation, biological process: biosynthetic process. Gene Ontology annotation, cellular component: cytoplasm. The record is from RefSeq and is a predicted model, not a curated record. NCBI's taxonomy places the organism in Eukaryota, Metazoa, Chordata, Aves, Passeriformes, Pipridae. Gene Ontology annotation, molecular function: isomerase activity. Bases 95 to 955 code for a protein of 286 amino acids. The transcript is spliced from 9 exons.
AACAUUAACUUGGAGCUCUGAUGUCGUUUGGGGGAGAGAAGGUUCGAAAGUCCCCUGCAGGGCACAGCCUGCGGCUGAACGGGCUCAAAGGACAAUGCAAAUCCCAGUUUUUACGGUCGAUGCCUUUACAAACCGGCCGUUUUCUGGGAAUCCCGCGGCAGUUUGUCUGCUUGAAAAUGAGUUGGAUGAAGAUUUGCACCAGAAAAUCGCAACAGAAAUGAAUCUUUCAGAAACAGCUUUCAUCAGAAAGCUGCACCCUGGAGAUGACUUCACCAAAAGUUCCUGCUUUGGACUCAGGUGGUUCACCCCAGCCAGUGAAGUUCCUCUCUGUGGUCACGCUACCCUGGCAUCAGCUGCUGUGUUGUUUCACAUACAAAAAAAUACAAAUCCAGUUCUCACAUUUGUGACACUGAGCGGGGAAUUAAAAGCCAGACUAGUGAAAGAUGACAUUGUCCUGGACUUGCCACUUUAUCCAGCCCAUCCUCAGGUACUUGAGGAAGUAGAAGAAUUAAUAAAGGCAGCAGUUGGUGACAUGGCUGUUCAAGAUGUCCGUUACUCUCCUGACACAAGGAAACUGUUAGUCCGUCUCAGUGAUGCUUAUGAAAGGUCUGUGUUGGAAGAACUGAAAGUGAGUGCACAAAGCUUUUUGUCAGCUGAAAAGACGGGAAAAGUGAAAGGACUCAUACUCACUCUUAAGGGAAAUUCCAGUGGGAAAGGUCACGAUUUUUACUCCAGAUAUUUUGCACCUUGGUAUGGAGUUUUGGAGGACCCUGUUACAGGAUCUGCUCAUGCUGUGUUAAGCAGCUACUGGUCAGAGCAACUGGGGAAGAAAGAAAUGCUUGCCUUUCAGUGUUCCCGCCGUGGAGGGGAGUUGAAGAUUUGCCUGCGCAGCGACGGGAGGGUGGACAUUGCAGGGCAAAGUGCUGUGGUGUUAAAAGGAACCCUGACUUUCUGAAGGAGCUGCCACUAAUCUCCCACACCUUCACGGAACUCCUGUUAUGCUGAUUUUCUCUCAGCUCCAGGCAGUGAAUCCCCCUGUUCUCAGAAGUCUUGGAUUCCUUGUGGUCCAUUUUAAAAAGGGCUUGAAAAAUCUUCUGAUCUUCAAGAUCCUUGGUAUUGUUUUCUUCCCUCUUAAUCUUGCCACUUCACGUAUACACUGACUUCAAAGAAUGUUCAAGGGCAGCUGUCUUGUUUUUCUGCUUCUUGGAUUGAACUGUAGACAUCUCUGAUUGAUAAAAUAAUCAAACUUCUCCCAGAUUCAGAAUUUUCCAUGACAUCUGAGUUCCUUUCUUUGAAACAUGUAUUUUCUGUGCCAUAUAUUAAAAUGACAUUCAUGUUCAUUAAUUUAGUUGAAUUGAAAUGUGAAAAAAUACAAAUGUUUUGGAAAUGUG